AUGCUCUCACGGUUUACCCCAGGUCCGCCACGAAGUGGAUACGUACCUGCGCACUCUGGCGGACCUUCGAUAUCGUCAAUCCACGGGGCCGUGUCGCAAUUGGUUCUGGACAUUCAGUCUGCUAUCUCUUUAAAAAGCAUCGACUAUCUCCACUGCAAUCAAACCCUAGAAUUUAAUGAUCUUCAUGGCCAUGAAACUGGGCUUAGAAGGGUCCAGCCGUUGAUGUGCUUCCAUCCACAACCUCCCUUCCCCCUUCCCCGUUCUACUCUCUCAUCUUUCUUCCCAUCGACCACUUCCAGAUAUUGA
Penicillium oxalicum is the source of this 306-nucleotide messenger RNA. RefSeq lists its product as uncharacterized. The transcript has a single exon. NCBI's taxonomy places the organism in Eukaryota, Fungi, Ascomycota, Eurotiomycetes, Eurotiales, Aspergillaceae. The coding region runs from base 1 to 306 and encodes 101 amino acids. The record is from RefSeq and is a predicted model, not a curated record.